AUGGGCUCCUUCCCGCUCCAACAGACGGAGUCAGUUCCAGGUGGGACACCCCCCCCCCCUCUUGCUGCUGCAGGCGGGGCCUAGUGUGAACUCGGGAAAUUCAAACUCAGGGUUCCUCUUCCCGGAGGGAGCCAUGGCUGCAGAGACCCCCGUGGAAAGUCUCCAGGACCAAGCCACGUGUCCCGUCUGUCUGGAGUACUUCAGAGAACCUGUUACUCUGCAGUGUGGGCACAAUUUCUGCCAAGCCUGCAUCAGCCAGUGCUGGGAGGGAUCUGACACAGGCGCCUCCUGCCCCCAGUGCAGAGAAACUGUGCAACACAGAAACCUCAGGCCCAACAGGCAGCUGGCAAAUGUCCUAGAAAUAGCCAAAUGGCUGAGUUUCCAGGCAGCAAAGGGAGCAGGAGGGGAGAGCGUGUGUGGGGAGCACCAGGAGACUCUCAAACCGCUUUGUGAAGAGAAUCAAACCCCCAUCAGUGUGGUGUGUGACAGAUCCCGGGCUCACCGAGCUCACACCGUGGUUGCCAUAGAGGAAGCUGCCCAGGAGUACAAGGAAAAGAUCCAGGCCCAUUCGAAGUCUCUGAGGGAACAGAGAGAAAAGCUCCUGCUAUUGAAAGUAAAUGGAGAGAAAAGAAGCCAGGAGUAUCUGAUACAGACACAAACCGAGAGACAGAAGAUUGUGUCUGAAUUUCAGCAACUGCGGCAGUUCCUGGAGGAACAAGAGCGACUCCUGCUGGCCCAGCUGGAGAAGCUGGAAAAGGAGAUUCCGAAGAUACAGAGUGACAAUGCCAGCAAACUCUCUGAGGAGAUUUCCUAUCUCAGCAACCUGAUCAGUGAGCUGGAGGGGAAGGGUCAGGAGCCAACGAAUGAAUUCCUGCAGGACAUCAGAAGCACCUUGAGCAGGUGUGAGAAGGGGGAGUUCCAGCAGCCAGUGGAGAUUUCUCCUGAACUGGAGAAGAGACUCAGCAAUUUCUGCCAGCAGACUGUUGCUGUAAUGGAGACUCUGAGGAAGUUCAAGGCCACUCUGCCGUCUGCACUGGAGACACAAAGAGGGGAAUCCCUAGGAGCACUCAGACAGGUGACUGUGACUCUGGAUCCAGACACGGCUCAUCCCAAACUUGUCGUGUCUGAGGAUCAGAAAAGUGUGAGCCAGGGAGACACCCGGCAGGAUCUGCCCGACAACCCUGAGAGAUUUGACACUGCGCAAUGUGUGCUGGGCUGUGAGGGAUUCACCUCGGGGAGACAUUGCUGGGAGGUGGAGGUGGAGGGUGAGGAACGCUGGGCUGUCGGGGUGGCCAGAGAAUCUGUGAGGAGGAAGGGCUGGAUCGGCCUUAACACUGAGGGGGGAAUCGCAGCUGUGGGGCAGUGGUGGCAGGAUAAGUUUGAGGCUCUCACCUCCCUGGGGAUCCGCCUGCCCCUGCACUGGGUCCCCAGGAAGCUCCGUGUUUGUCUGGACUGUGAACGGAGGCAGGUAACGUUUUUUGAUUCUGGUGAUGAGACUCUGAUCUUCGCUUUGCCACUCACCUGUCCCCCUGGGGAGAGAAUCCUCCCCUGGCUCCGGGUAGAGGCCAGAACCCGGCUCAGACUGUGUCCCUGAGACACCGGGGGACCCUGAAAUCAGCCUCUCUAGCCCCAUGCACCCUCGUCAAUCUGACGCCAGAGGACUGCUGUCUUAAUGCAGUCGCUGUGAUCCUGCAGGCCCCAUAGAGCCUCUGCACUGUCAAACCAUAGAGAACAGGGUAGGGAGGGAUGGAGGUAGAGAAGCCAAUCUCAGUGCCCCAAGGAUUUUGUAGCCGGUUUGUCACUGUUCUCUGUGAUCCAGGAUGACGCUGAGCAUCCAGACUCAGACAGUGUCACUGGUUAAUUGUGGGGGACUUCUCUAGCUCAGCGGUGGAUUUAGAGUUAGGGGGGCCCUGUGCUCAGCUUCAUUUUUAGGGCCCUUCCUUGGGACCCAGCCAAGAAAAAGAACAUUCUCUCUUAUCUCCCCCGCCCCUGUUUUUCAUUCUUUUUUUCUUCAGCCUCCUCCUAUAAGUAAUAGCAAAUAAAUGAAAAUAAAGUGAGGUACCUUGA
Malaclemys terrapin pileata is the source of this 2067-nucleotide messenger RNA. Its product is annotated as zinc finger protein RFP-like. The record is from RefSeq and is a predicted model, not a curated record. Gene Ontology annotation, molecular function: protein binding; zinc ion binding. The coding region runs from base 134 to 1594 and encodes 486 amino acids. The transcript has 7 exons. Lineage: Eukaryota; Metazoa; Chordata; Testudines; Emydidae.